AUGAAUCCCCCAGCUCUGCUUUCCGAAUCGUACUCAUUGAGUGAUCCUGUAACUUCGGAGGGCGACUAUAUCAACCCUCAUUUGACAGGGUUUGCCGACGACGACGACAAUAGCCAGCGAGUCGGAGGUCUCAUCUCCAUACCUGACACCAACGGCGUGAGGUACCACGCACAGCAGCCUGCAGUGCAGGAUUUGCAAUAUACCGGCUCGAAUCCUCUUGCUAUGACCCCACCAGACUCCUGUCCUGCUUGUGAAGACUCCUUCCCCCCCACAUCUGGCCCUAUCUUCCCACAUAUCUCUCGAAUUCAGCUUCCCGUUGAUAGGAUGACAGACUAUCAACGAGUGCCAGCUCUUCAACCACCUAGUGGCAUGCCAAUGGGUAUGCAGAGCUCAGGGCACGGUAUGAACUCCAUUCCAGCUCUCAUGGGGCGCAAUAAUGCCUAUGGAUCGUAUGCUUUACAACGUGGAAUUGGCAAUAUGAACUUGUCGCUUGCGGGAAUGGGCGAUAUCUCGCGCAACCAUGGAUAUUCGGGUACCCCUCGUGCGUUAGACGGGAACCUAGAUCGAUCUCAAAAUGCUUUGUAUCAGCAGCCGAUUGUGGAAUCCUCGCAACGCUCACAGACGCAGGUUGAAGCUCCGCCGUUUGAAGACACGACUUAUCUUGAAACGAUUGUUGCAGAGUUCGGUGGACAGUAUCAAACGGUGACACCAGACGUCCAAGCAAAGAUGGGGCGAGGAUUUUUUCCAUGUGACAAAAAAUGGACUUGCUACCGGCGCAACUACUUCGCUGUGACCUGUGCCUUUGGUUUCCAUCCAUGGCCGCUAGGUGCCCCCCUCUACGUCCGCUAUCAUGAUCAAUCUCUCGAGCCGAUCCGUGGCUUUGCAAUGGGCAUUUCCGCAAUUGUCAAUGGGCAAUACAACGAGACCAGAGAACUGGUUCAGCAUACCCCAAAGCGCGACAAGCAGUCCGAACGCAAGCCAGUCCGUGUCGUCCUUCAGCCCUCACCCCCGCCUUCAUUCUCAUCAACCUCGACAGUAAAUGGAAACCUGGCAGGUUUCGGUCUCGGCUCCCAAUCCAUGGACUACAACUCUACAUUCCCAGGAGCACCUCAGCCAAGCCAGCCCCCGACAUCUCACAUGUUUGAGCGCAUUCAAUUCCAAAAGGCAACCGCGAACAAUGGCAAGCGUCGCGCUCAGCAGCAAACUUACAAUCUGGUCGUUGAGCUUUUCGCUGAGAUUGCUAGCUCGGUUCCGGGUGAAACCCAGUGGGUACCAAUCGCCCGCCGCCACUCACAACCCAUGGUGGUCCGCGGACGCUCCCCUGGCCACUACAAAGACGGACGCCGCAGCAGCACCAGCAGCAUGGGCCCAGAUGGUGCUGGCGGCGAUGGCAAUGGAAGCAUUCUCCCCCAUGGACUGGGCCAUACAAACCACAACCAUCAUAUGAUGUACGACGCAUCCCAUCGAGCCGGUCUUUCUUACGGCAGGGCCGAUCACCGGCAGAUGACUAUAAAUGAUCAUUCCCCGCUCAGCGACAGCCCUCUUAUUUCCUCUUCAUCCUCUUCUGGGUUCGAGUUGUCGAUGAUCGAUACUAUGGACCCUAUGGACACCAUCAAGUCUGAUCCCUACCUCAGAUCAAACCCCUAUCAGGAUACAACCUAUGCAGGGGUCCCUGGCCACCAGCACCGCCAGUCGAGUACCGGUGGAUACGAUCCUGUUUACUCAACGGCUUAUAGUCGUUACGAUCCUAUCCAGAACCAUGGUCUAUGCACCUAG
This is a messenger RNA of Penicillium soppii, 1776 nucleotides long. RefSeq lists its product as uncharacterized. Gene Ontology annotation, cellular component: nuclear chromosome. Lineage: Eukaryota; Fungi; Ascomycota; Eurotiomycetes; Eurotiales; Aspergillaceae. Gene Ontology annotation, molecular function: DNA binding; DNA-binding transcription factor activity. Bases 1 to 1776 code for a protein of 591 amino acids. The record is from RefSeq and is a predicted model, not a curated record. Gene Ontology annotation, biological process: meiotic cell cycle; positive regulation of transcription by RNA polymerase II. The transcript is spliced from 4 exons.